AUCUCAUAGCUCCGUUCCCUCUCUUACAGUCCCAAUGGAUCGCCUCGCUGUAUUCGCUCUCUUCUUUACUAUUCUACUAUCCGCGACGGUAACCUACGGUGUAUCGUCCGAUCAAAUCAACGGCGCCCAAAGCGACGACGAAGAUCUUCUGAUUCGUCAAGUCGUCUCUGGUGCCGAUGAUCGUCGCUUAACCGCCGAACAACACUUCCAGAACUUCAAACUCAAGUUUGGAAAGACAUACGCCACUGAUGAGGAGCACGAUUACAGGUUCCGUAUCUUUAAGGCUAACCUCCGCAAAGCCAAGCGCCACCAGAAGCUCGAUCCCGACGCUGUCCAUGGCGUCACUCGGUUUUCCGAUCUCACCGAGUCUGAGUUCCGUACAAAUUUCGUCGGAUUGAAUCGGCUCCGUCUUCCUGCCGAUGCUCAGAAGGCUCCGAUCCUUCCUACCGACGACCUAGCCCCCGAUUUCGAUUGGCGCGACCAAGGUGCUGUCACGCCGGUCAAAGAUCAGGGUUCCUGUGGCUCGUGCUGGUCUUUUAGCGCCGUUGGAGCGGUGGAGGGAGCUAAUUUCUUGUCAACUGGAAAGCUUGUUAGUCUGAGUGAGCAACAGCUUGUGGAUUGUGAUCAUGAGUGUGAUCCCGAGGAAGCUGGUGCAUGCGACGCAGGGUGCGGUGGGGGACUAAUGAACUCAGCUUUUCAGUACAUUUUGAAAGCAGGUGGAUUAGAGAAAGAGGAGGACUAUCCUUAUACUGGCACGGACCGUGGCCCUUGCAAAUUCCAAAAUUCCAAAGUUGCUGCCUCUGUAGCCAACUUCAGUGUCAUUUCUAAUGAUGCCGACCAAAUUGCAGCAAACUUGGUCAAGAAUGGCCCUUUAGCAAUUGGAAUCAAUGCAGUUUUCAUGCAAACAUACAUAAAGGGAGUUUCAUGCCCAUACAUAUGCUCCAAACGAAAUCUAGAUCAUGGAGUUCUGCUUGUAGGAUACGGAUCUGCAGGCUUUGCUCCGAUACGGUUCAAGGAAAAGCCCUAUUGGAUAAUAAAAAACUCGUGGGGCCAAAACUGGGGAGAAAAUGGCUACUACUUAAUUUGCAAGGGAAGGAAUAUCUGUGGAUCCGAGUCGAUGGUCUCGUCCGUGGCUGCUACCCCAAACUGAGCCAUCGUUUGCACCAUUAUAUUAAGGUAACUUACUGUGGCUCUGUAAAUAUGUUUAUAUUCUGGGGAAUGGUUUAUUACACAAAGCACUAUGGAACUUGUUCAUUCUCUUGCCUGAUAGUUAUUGUUGUAUAAUUUGUAUGUUGAAAUAAUGUUGCACUCUGUAGCGCCUUUAGAUUCUAAAAAUGCACCCAGACGUUCUUAUACUGUGUGAU
Molecule: messenger RNA, 1364 nt
Organism: Benincasa hispida (wax gourd)
Lineage: Eukaryota; Viridiplantae; Streptophyta; Magnoliopsida; Cucurbitales; Cucurbitaceae
Product: cysteine protease RD19A-like
Biological process (GO): proteolysis
Molecular function (GO): cysteine-type peptidase activity
Source: RefSeq, a predicted model, not a curated record